Microcebus murinus (gray mouse lemur) is the source of this 3705-nucleotide messenger RNA. It is a transcript of the gene ST3GAL5, whose product is annotated as ST3 beta-galactoside alpha-2,3-sialyltransferase 5. The record is from RefSeq and is a predicted model, not a curated record. NCBI's taxonomy places the organism in Eukaryota, Metazoa, Chordata, Mammalia, Primates, Cheirogaleidae. Gene Ontology annotation, molecular function: lactosylceramide alpha-2,3-sialyltransferase activity.
AUGCGUUGCCAGGUCCUCUUUGCGCCCAGGGCCGUGCUGGGUUUUGGGGUCUCCAAGAGGAAGGAGGUUUAUCUCCUGCCCUCUGGUGUUUAGCGGAGCCCUCCCCUUGGUUUAUGACUGCUAAUCCUCUCCUAUGGAGGGAUACACCGUACUGAAACUGUGAAAGAGGAAUCUGUUUCUGCUGAAUGAAGAGAACAGACUCAAAUAUGGUCAGGACAGGUUGUGGUUUCACUUUGUGUAAUCCUGAAAGCUUGACAGCUCAGAGGAGUGUGACAUUGCUUGGACAGGGAGAGACUAAUAUGAACUGCAAGAGCACUAUAUUCAGAAUGUUCUCGGUCUUUUGACAUGUAUGUCCGUUAUAUGGAUUCUGCUGUUUCAGUAAGAUGAAAUGACCCUUGGAUAUUCUUGUUUGUGAUUAGUGUUUCUUCCUUUAAUCAAGAAAAGAAAUGGGUGAGAUAGGAAGGCUUGAAGGGGCUUAUUUAUAGAAAAGAGAAAGGGAGAGAGGGCUGGCCAGCAUAAAUCCUAAAAGCUUGCGUUUAUGACUAUUUUGAAAAUUAUAAUUUUGGCACAAACUGCAAAUUGUUCCCUGUUAUCAAAAUUAAUUGGUGGUGAAUUUUAAGGCACUAUUGAAGGCAGAAUAGGAACAAACUCUUUGUUCUUUGUUUUGCCUCCUCCAAUUCUUGCCUUCUUCCCUUGCUGGGCUGUUUGCAACAGUAAGGUGAGUUUAUCUAGCAGGUUGGUUCUUGCGAAGUGGACAGGCAAUGAAAAGUGGUUGGGGGGGGUCCUCUGUGGGAGUCCAUCCCAGGUGCUGUGGGACAGAGAUGUGCGUCUUGGAGCCAGCAGUUCCUGGGAGAACAGGAAGGCUCAUUCUACACACCCUUCUAGCUCCUGAGGAGCAAUUCAAUCUGUACUGCCUGUGAACACAAUGGAGGAUUGAGAUUGCUCCCAGAGGACAUGCUCCGUGUUUUUAGUCUAGCUGGGAAGCUUUGGCAGAAAUAAAACAAGUGGGAAUAUGCCACGUUAAUGAUGCUACAAACUCCCAAACUGCUGAGGAAGGGAAAGCAAGGGCUGGAUCAGUGUGGGUGGUGUAAGUUAGCAAAGGCAUCCAAGGGGUGGGGGGCGGGGUGAACCACAGGCGCCUGGUGUGGGAGGAAACCAUAAAUAUGGUGACACGCAGGUUCUCCUGGGAGAGAGACCCAGAUUAAGGACACGUGCAGAGGAGAAAGCAAGUGAAAUGCUUAAGGGAGCAGCAGAAAAAUGAGCUUAGAGGGGUUUAAGGACACUACCAGGCUUGUCUUACCUGGAUAUCAGACAAAGUUAUUUUUUAAGAUACUAGAAAAGUAGACGUACCAUGAUUGUACUGCACAAUGAAUUUUCCAAAUGGAACAUGGCCUUGCACUCGGUACUCAGAUCAAGAAACAGGACUCGGCAGGACUCCAGGAGCUCACCAUGCGCUCCCCUCAGUCACUGCCUCCCCAGGACCACCCCUGUACUGACCUCCUGCACUUGUACCGUCCAUAGAUGGAAUUUGUCUUCUUCCUCAAUGCCAAGUGACUAUAACUGUGUGAAGCAAGGAAGUGAUUGCUCAAGGCCUUCCCUGCAAUGGUACACCCGGGCUCAAACCAAGAUGAGAAGACCCAGCUUGUUGUUAAAAAAGAUCCUUAAGUUUCUAUUGCUUAUGUUUGGAGUGUGGAUCUUUUAUACCCUCAAGUUAAACUAUACUUCUGAAGAAUGCGAUAUGAAAAAAAUGCAUUAUGUGGACCCUGACCGCAUAAAGAGAGCUCAGAAAUACGCUCAGCAAGUCUUGCAAAAGGAAUGUCGGCCCAAGUUUGCGGAGACGUCAAUGGCGCUGUUAUUUAAGCACAGGUAUAGCGCGGACUUACCGCCUUUUGUGCAGAAGGCCCCCAAAGCAAGUGAAGCCGAGGACAAGUAUGAUCCUCCUUUUGGAUUCCGGAAGUUCUCCAGUAAAGUCCAGACCCUUUUGGAACUGUUGCCUGAGCACGACUUUCCUGAACACUUGAAGGCCAAGAGCUGCCGGCGUUGUGUGGUUGUGGGGAGCGGUGGAGUACUGCACGGGCUAGGACUGGGCCACUCCCUGAACCAGUUCGACGUUGUGAUAAGGUUAAAUAAUGCACCUGUUGAGGGAUAUUCGGAGCAUGUUGGAAAUAAAACGACCAUAAGGAUGACUUACCCAGAGGGUGCACCACUGUCUGACCUUGAGUAUUAUUCCAAUGACUUGUUUGUUGCUGUAUUAUUUAAAAGUGUUGACUUCAACUGGCUUCAAGCAAUGAUAAAAAAUGAAACCCUGCCAUUUUGGAUGAGAUUCUUCUUUUGGAAGCAGGUGGCAGAAAAGAUCCCACUACAGCCAAAACAUUUCAGGAUUUUGAAUCCAGUUAUUAUCAAAGAGACUGCCUUUGACAUCCUUCAAUACUCAGAGCCUCAGUCAAGGUUCUGGGGCCAAGAUAAGAACGUCCCCACCAUUGGCAUCAUUGCUGUGGUGUUAGCUACACAUCUGUGUGAUGAAGUCAGCUUGGUGGGUUUUGGAUAUAAUCUCAGUCAACGCAGAACACCUUUGCACUACUUUGACAAUCAGUGCAUGGCUGCCAUGAACUUGCAGACCAUGCAUAAUGUGACAACGGAGACAGAGUUCCUCCUGAAGCUGGUCAGAGAGGGACUGGUGACGGAUCUCAGCGGAGGCAUCUAUUGGGAAUUUUGAACAUGGAACAAAACCUCACUUGGAAAUGCAACUCUGCCCCUGAGGGCUGUUGUUAAUAGCCUUCUUGAUGCAUUUCAUCCUGCAGAUACUUUGAUGUGCAGGUGGUGUUUUUAACUUUUAAUUUAAAAACAAAAAUUGUUUAGUUCUUCCCACUUUUUUCCCCUAUUUAUUCGAAGUCAGUGUUUGUUUUUGCACAAUAUUUUGAAAGUUAAUUUUAAGAAUUCAAUUGGAAAGACUUCUCCAAGAGAAUUGUAUGUAAUAAUGUUUUGUUGAAUUUUAAGAAAGUAACUUAAUUUGUAAAAACUCUUGUCCAUGUAUACUGCAUACCAAAUACCAGGUAAUCAGUUGGAAGGAGAGGAGAGGCCACUCCUUUGAUGAUGGCCCUGAAUGCCUGAUUCUGGUCCCCUGUCUGGUGGGACUGGUGGAGGAGGCGCUUCGGGGAUGCCAUGCUCGGUAGCUAAGCUGCUGCUACUGGGUCAGCCCCUGAGGCCUGGGCAGUUCGGAGAAGUUCACGGCCCUCCCUCUGUGCCCUCUUCAGGGACACUCGCAAGAAUCAACCAAGGGAGCUGUCCUGGAGGUCCCUGGUUGGGGUGGGACACAGGAGACAUUCUGUGUCCUCUGACUACUGUGAAGCCACCCUGAGCUGCAGAAGCCGCAGUCUUCCCAGCAAUUAUGGCAACUCUUGCAUUUCAGGAGAAUUUUUUUACUGCUCUUCCAAAGCACUUAACUGUUAUCUAAUGGUUCCAGUGUCUGUCUGAGGUGGCUUAUAAAAAAAUUAGGACAAAAUUUCUAUGAUCCAGAGUCACAGGGGGAAUAUACUCUUUCCAGGAAUAAUCUGAAACACUGAAAUGAAAUCCUCCCAGUGUUAUAAAUUGCCUAUUAAAAAAAAAAAAGUUUUGAAUGCCUACCUGGCAGUGUGAACUAGGUGAUGUUCUGGUUGAAAAGAAAAAAUAAGUAAAUAAAAGCUUUUGAGGAGCUCUCAUAAUCUA